Tripterygium wilfordii is the source of this 4105-nucleotide messenger RNA. Its product is annotated as ankyrin-1-like. Gene Ontology annotation, cellular component: plasma membrane. The record is from RefSeq and is a predicted model, not a curated record. Lineage: Eukaryota; Viridiplantae; Streptophyta; Magnoliopsida; Celastrales; Celastraceae. Gene Ontology annotation, molecular function: protein phosphatase regulator activity; protein phosphatase 1 binding. The coding region runs from base 105 to 3923 and encodes 1272 amino acids. The transcript is spliced from 6 exons.
CUAAAAUUUCAGACAUCUUAAUCCUUGAUAUUCCCGUUCCAAUUCUCCUUCCCGAUCCCGUUGUAAAAGAAAGAAAACCUUGUUAUACCCUCUCAAUAUUGGAGAUGCUUAUUGAUUAUGAGAUUCGUUUAGCACGAAGGAGGAUGUGUAGGACUAAUUCUACAUUAAAAUUUUCACUUCCCAAUAGGCGCAUCAACAAAUCAAUCGCAGAACAGGGAAUAUGGGGUUUAAAUGGUCCAGAGUUUGAUGCAUCCGAUCCGUACUUGAACCAACCGCUCGCCACAAGUUCUGAUUUGCUGGAUCAUGAAGAGGAAGUCACUUCUAUGGACAUGGAACUGUUCCAGGCAACAACUUCCGAUGUCAAUGACUUCAUUGUUGUCCUUGAAAGGGUAUCAAGGCGUAUGGAUCGAACUUGUUCUGACAUUUUUGAGAGCUUAUGUAUCUCAGGCAAUACACUGCUUCAUAAAGCGGCAAGCUAUAGAAAUGUAGAGAUUGUAAAGCUGAUAGCUGAUCAAUCUCCAUCCAUCCUGACCAACAUGAACUCUGAAAAUGGCGAUACGGCUUUGCAUCUUGCUGCCAAAGCUGGACAUCUUGACAUAGUAUCAACUCUCAUCGAGUAUGAUAAUCGGAAUUAUGGUGGAGGAAGAGGGACGGAUUCAGAGCUGGGUCAGGACAACAGUUUACUUAGGAUGGAUAAUAACGACGGAAACACCGCCUUGCACGUGGCCUUGAUCAAUGGACACCAAGAUGUGGCUCAACUUCUGAGUAAUCAAGAUCCUGAAGUUUCCUUCUACUUAAACAAAGAUGGCAAGUGCCCUUUAUAUCUUGCCGCUGAAGCUGGGUUUAUGCAGUGUGUUGCUGCCAUGUUGGCUAAUUGGCCUUUUACCGUUAGCGAAGAUCGUAUACAGCCUUUCAUUAAUCCAGAUCAAAGCCCUAAACCCAAGUCUCCAACACAUGUUGCAAUGCAAAGGGAGCACAUAGAGAUCCUGGAUUACAUGCUGAACAAGGAGCCAAACUUUAUUUAUUUAACGGAUGAAGGGGGGAGAAAUUUAAUCCACUAUGCAGCAUGGAGUGGUUAUCUUCAAGGUGUCCAAUACUUGCUAAGCAAAUACCCAGCCUGUGCUUCCCAAAGGGACAAAAAAGGAUUAUUUCCUAUCCAUAUGGCAUCCAUGAAAGGUCAUGUCAAUGUGAUCCAGGAACUGAUACCUUAUUGCUCGUAUCCUGUUGAGAUGCUUUGCCACAACAACUGGAACAUCCUUCAUGUAGCUGCCAUGAAUGGAAGACUCAAUGUAGUUCGCUACAUAAUCGAUAUUCUUGAAACAUCGCAGCUGGAGAGCCUAAAAACCCAGAAGGAUACUUAUGGGAACACACCCCUGGACUUGGCCAUUCGUUACAGGCGUACCAAAAUCGUCCAUCUUCUUAGGGCCAGUGAAGCUAGAGUUUCAACUGUUGGUGCUGCAGAUCAGAAACCCAUGGAAAUGCAGGACGCAGAGGAAGAUGUUGAAAUGGGUAUGUAUUCGACCAGUGGGGAGACAGAAAGGCGAAUGGAAAGUAGAGAUUUUGCAGGAACCAAACAGUCCAUUAUAAGAAAUAUGCAGAGUUCACAUUCCAAUAUUCAGUUAGGAAAACAGAAGGUAGACUGGAAUCCUUCCAAACCAGUCUCCAACUUCGACAACAAUGCAUCAGCCUCGACCUUCGAGUUUGCCGCACAAGAUGAUGAAUCAGGAAGAGUUGCUAAGGAGAAGAACCGGAAAAUCGAAAGUGAAAACUGGAGCACUACUUCUGGAAAUAUCCCAACUUGGGGCUCUUCCAAAACACCUUCUGCAGAGAAUUUCCAAAACUCGAAUCCCUGGCGUUCAAUUUUUCAUCCAUCCAGUAAAGAGUCAGCCUCAAAGUUCAACGGACGGUCAUCUCCCAGUUUAGUUGUUAAGCCUAGAGAAGAAGAAGCUAAAUAUAUGGACAUUGAAAUGUACCAAGCUGCUACGAAGAACGAUGUGGUUGCAUUCAAUGAUGUCCUGAAGAAAGUAUGUGGGAGAAAGAAUCUAACUGUAUCUGACAUUCUUCAGAGUGUAAGCCCCUCCAGCAAUACACUGCUUCAUGUAGCCGCAAGCCAUGGAAAUGCAGACAUUGUAACAAUGCUGACAGGUGAUGAUUAUCCAGACAUUCUCAAGAAAACCAACUCAAAAGGUGAUACGGCUCUACAUGUUGCUGCCAAAGCUGGACAUAAUACUAUUGUUGAAACGCUCAUCCAACAAAUUAACAAAAGGAAAGAACUCAUUCAUGAUCAAACAAAGAAUCAGCAUCUGUCUUCUGGUCAGGAUAGUUGUCCAGUAAGAAUACCUAAUAAGCAGGGGAACACUGCUUUGCAUGAGGCAUUGAUAAAUGGCCACGAACCUGUGGCUCAGUCUUUGCUCAAGGGUGACAGUGAAGUCGUCUUCUUUCUAAACAAAAAAGGUGAGUCCCCAUUAUAUCUCGCGGCUGAAGCUGGGUAUAUGUCAUGUAUUAGAACUAUGUUGGAGUCUCGGCCUCGUUCAGGAACAGGAGAUCCUUUAUCUAAUGCUGAGGUGCUGGCCAAGUCACUGAAUCACACUGCUGUUCUUAAUGCUGCCAACAAAAAGAGGAAAACAGGUAAUCCCAAUCAUAACCAGAUUUCUUCUUCUGCCUUUGCUAGGAAUGCAGUGUUGAAUUCAAAGUCACCAAUUCAUGCCGCUGUUGUGAAUGCUGCCACCAAUAGGAGAGAAACAGUGCCAGAUAUCCUGAAGUACAUGCUGAAAAUGGUACCGCCUAUCAUCGAUUUAAGGGAUGACGCUGGGAGAACUGCACUUCACUGUGCAGCGUGUCUUGGUUAUGUUGAGGCUGUCAAAUUUUUUCUCGGAGAAAAUGAUCAUAUUGCUACUCAAAGGGACAACAAUGGGUUCUUUCCACUCCAUAUAGCGGCUAUAAAAGGCCAUGUUGAUGUGAUUAGAGAGCUUCUAAAAUUUUGUCCAGAUCCUGCAGAGAUGCUUACCUAUAAUGAGCAGAACAUUCUUCAUGUUGCUGCAAAGAACGGAAGAGUCAAAGUAGUCCGCUACGUUCUUGAAACCUCAGAGCUCGGUAGCUCAAUAAACCAGAAGGACAAGAAUGGGAAUACACCCUUGCAUUUGGCCACCCUGCACUGGCAUCCCAAAGUGGUCAGUGUUCUAAUAUGGGAUAAGAGAGUGGAUCUUAAAUUGACCAACAAUGAAGGCUUCACAGCCUUGGAUGCUUCAUAUGCGUACAUCGGCGAAAUGCCCUCCUUCAGGAAGCGACUAACUUGUAUGGCAUUAAAGGAGUCAGGAGCACCACGAGCUCCAAGGUGGAAUGUAAUUGAAGAAAGUGAAGAGAUUUAUACAAAGAAUGACCAGAGACAGCCACCCAAGAUUGAUGGUGUUAAGGACAGAGUAAACACUCUUAUACUGGUUGCAACGCUUGUUGCCACCGUAACAUUUGCUGCAGGAUUCACAAUGCCUGGUGGAUACAACUCGGAUCUAGAUAAGGGCAUGGCAACUAUGCUGAGACGCAGCAUGUUUCACAUGUUCAUUUUCUGUGACACAAUAGCUAUGUAUAGCUCCAUCACCGUUGUUGUUGCCCUCAUUUGGGGGCAACUGGAUGAUCUGCGUUUGUCAGUCAAUGCCCUUAAACUUUCUAUGCCAUUGCUGGGAGUUGCGAUAGCUUCGAUGUCCUUGACAUUCAUGUCUGGUGUUUAUAUUGUAGUUAGCAGACUCAAUUGGCUUGCCAAUGCUGUUCUGAUUGUGGGUUCACUCUUCCUUGUGGUUCUGUUCAUGCUGUUCUAUCCUCUGUUUCCUAAAGUUUCUUCACGUCACGUCAUCCUUCGCUACCUGUUCUACUACACCUUUUGUCUACUGCUAUUUGCUACUGGGAAUGGAAAUACUGCCAAUUAUUGAGACGAGUAAUUGGCUAUGGUUGUGCGUCAUUUGUUUUGUAUUAAUAGAACUAAAUCUGUGUUAAAAUGAAAGAGUUAUCUGUAGAGAUUUCAUAAACACAAAUCUCUCAAUUAUUGGAAUUUGUUAACAUUUGAUAUCGUUCACUUAAUUUUAUUUUCUGAAGAUUCUGAGCUUGAAACAAA